AUGGCCCACGCUGCGGAGCGGCUCCUGUCAGCGGCGGCACACGCCCUCCGCAGCGAUGACGAGCGGCGGCGAAGUGUGGCGGCCCUUCUCCUGGCCGCCUUCCCCACGGAGGAGGCCGCCCUGCCCCUGCUCUGUCGGGCCAUUUCCCUCGAGGUGUCUGCCACUGCUGACGAGGGCGUACUAUGGCGAGGCGGUGGUCUGGCGGUUGAUCUCGUCGGCGAGUUCGCCCGCCAGGCCACGUUGGGCAAGGGCCUCCCGGGGAACACCCUGAUGGCCAAUCUGGUCCGCACCCUCUGCAAGCGACCGGCCAGCGUCGAAGUCGACCCCGCACGCCUGGCCCUCGAGCUGGGCCUCCAGCUCGCUCCGCCCGCCUUCUACACCUCCAUAUCGCCCACGCCAUCACGCCGCGCGCCUCAUCGUCAUCACCACCACCAUCAGCCCCGAUCGCUGGGCUCGGCCUCGCCCCGCGGGCUGCGUAGCGCUUCGAGCCACCACAUGGCCAUGGCCCGCAUCCACUCGGUGGAGAUCUCCGUACGCACGCCGGACGCAAGCGAGGAGGAACGUAACGACGACGACGAUGACGUGGACGAGCUUCAUUUGCGGGCGCGGCGAUUGGAAGAGGAAGAGAGCAAGCUGGCGGCGCAGGCCCAACAGGCCUACUUCCGCGACAUUGUGGCGCCCAACCGCCGCAAGCUGCAGGAGCUGGCCCUCGAGUUCCUGCAGGCCAUCGAUACAGCCAUGCGCGCGUGCUCGCCCGCCCUGCGCGCGCUGCUGCGGCACAUGUUCGGCGCCGUACGGGAGCGGUUCCCUGGGUCGGAGUUCAAGGCCGUGGGAGCGCUCAUCUGCCUCCGCCUCUUCUGCCCCGCCAUUGUCGCGCCCGAGACCCACAACCUCACCAAGCCAGGGGAAGUCACGCCCAAGGCCAAGCGCAACCUGGUGCUGGUGGCCAAGCUGCUCCAGACGCUGGUAAACGAGACACCCUUCGAGAAGGAGGUGUGCAUGCUGCCCUUCAACGGCUUCAUCCACGACCACAUCCCUGUCGUCCACUCCAUGUUCCUCGCCUGGAUGGAGUUGCGGCGACGCAUGACCCUCGCCCUCGCGGGUAACUGCCCACAGGAGCUGGCGGCCUUUCUGUCGGCCCAUCAGGUGGUCUGCAACCCCAACGUUGCCGCAGAUCCACGCCUUCCCGAGGAGGAUCACCACCCUGGGCAGCCCGACAUGGAGCUCCUCUCAUCGUCGUGGCCGUCGACAUCGUCGUCAUCACUGCUGUCGUCGUUCCCACGUCCGACGGUAGCACACGAGAAGCCGCGCGCCGCCUCCAUCGACUGCCUUGCGAGCCUGCACAAGAAGUGUCUGGGCAGCUUCUCCGGCCCGUGCAAGCAAGAGGUGCUGCAGUGGACGCCCGUGGAGGUAGCGAGAUGGCUGGAGCGGAGCGCCUACUCGCAGGAGACGGUGGAGGCCGUAGCCCAGGCCGGCAUUGACGGCAGGCUGCUCCUGCGGUUAUCGGUGCCAGAGUUGCUGACCCUGGGUGUCAUCAAGCUGGGCGACAGGAAGAAGCUCGCCAAGGCCAUCGAUGAGAUCUCGGCCACGUGUUGGCAAGUGGGUGGGGUGGCGAUGUGGCUCGGCCUCCAUGGGCUGCUCGAAUACGCCGACGCGUUCAUCAAGCACGAGGUGUCCGGGCAGGUCCUACUCGGGCUCACCCAGCAGAAGUUGUUCGACAUCGGCGUGUCCAAGUUCGGACACGUCAAGCGCAUACUCAGAAUGAUUCGGGAACUCUCGCUCUCUCCGCAGGACCGACUCAAGGCGAAACCUCACGCCGAGUACUGGACUCUGGGCGACGUGUGCGACUGGCUGCGAACAAUGGAGCUGCAGCAGUACCUGCACCUCUUCUACGCCGCUGAGGUGGACGGGCUCAAGAUCCUGCAACUCACCGACCCCAAGCUGGCCAAGCUGGGCGUUGACGCGCUGGGCCAUCGGAAACGCAUCAUGAAGCAUGUGCGCUUCCUAAGAGCCAGUGGCGACACGCCUGCGCUCCAGUAG
Messenger RNA from Acanthamoeba castellanii str. Neff, 2040 nucleotides. Its product is annotated as SAM domain (Sterile alpha motif) domain containing protein. Gene Ontology annotation, biological process: regulation of GTPase activity. The record is from RefSeq and is a predicted model, not a curated record. The coding region runs from base 1 to 2040 and encodes 679 amino acids. The transcript has 7 exons. Gene Ontology annotation, molecular function: protein binding. Lineage: Eukaryota; Discosea; Longamoebia; Acanthamoebidae.